Molecule: messenger RNA, 211 nt
Organism: Funneliformis geosporum
Lineage: Eukaryota; Fungi; Glomeromycota; Glomeromycetes; Glomerales; Glomeraceae
Source: the annotation of a GenBank genome assembly
UGAUUUACGAUUAUGCAAACCUGUAGAAUAUUUUAAAUUUUCUAAAAAUAAUGAAAUUUAUGGUAUUUUACCAUUUAUAGCACCUGAAGUUUUAAGAGGUCAACCUUACUUUUUAGCUAGUGAUAUUUAUAGUUUUUCUAUGAUUAUGUGGGAAUUUAUAUCUGGAAUUCUUCCAUUUAAUAAUCAAGCUCAUGAUUUUCAACUUAGUUAA